GUUGCUUCUUACGCUAUUGAGCCAAUUUUUUUUUCUGUUUCUUUUUUUAACUGCAGCACUCCUCUGUUUGGGUCUAAUCAAUCACGUUCUGUUCUGUUCUCUGACUCGUUUGGUUAGUUCCAAUUGCUAAUAAUAAUCGAAGUUUGUGUUGUGGAAUUACAGAUUCUUCCAUUGGCAAAAACAUUGUAGCUAGUUGCAGAGGGGUAUAUGGUAUAUCUUCUCUUUUUGCCUUUUUUUUUCGCUUUUGGGACCUCUUGAUCGAAUGAAGGCGCGGUUUGGCUGAGGUAUAAAGCAAAAGCUGCAAGUGGGAUUGGUUCGAAUUUGCUUUUUGGAGGUUUAUAAGAAAAAGAAGGCUACUUGGAAGUGAAACCGCAGGAGGGUGAGGUUUGAAGUGUGAAAGUGAGUGAUGGAGGGUGGUGGAAGAGAAGCUUAUAAUGGAGUGGUGAUGACUAUGACAAGAGACCCAAAACCAAGGCUUAGAUGGACAGCAGAUCUUCAUGACCGGUUUGUUGAUGCUGUCACAAAGCUUGGUGGCCCUGACAGUACAAAUAUUUGGUCCAUUAGGAGAAUUAAUGAAAGGAGAAGAGGCGACUCCAAAGUCUGUUAUGAGGUUAAUGGGCUUGAAAGGUCUGACACUAUAUCAUUUGAAGAGUCAUUUACAGAAGUAUAGACUUGGACAACAGGCUCGAAAACAAAAUGAAGAACUGCACAAAGAGAAUAAUAGAUGCUCGUAUGUAAAUUUCAGCAAUCGUUCUUCAGAGCCUAACACUAGUUACAGAUGUGACAAUGAAAGGGGAGAAAUCCCAAUAGCUGAAGCAUUGAGGCGUCAGAUUGAAGUUCAAAAGAGAUUGGAAGAACAGUUGGAGGUACAGAAGAAGUUGCAGAUGAGAAUAGAGGCCCAAGGGAAGUAUUUGCAAGCUGUGUUAGAGAAAGCCCAGAGAAACCUCUCUCUAGAUGGGCCAGGUAGUCUUGAAGCAUCAAGAGCUCAAUUGACUGAAUUCAACUCUGCUUUGUCAAAUUUCAUGGAAAACAUGAAUAAAGAUAGCAAAGAUAACAUAGUAGAAGUGAAUGAUUUUUAUAAUAAGAGUCAUGGCUCACCUUUCCAUUAUCAAGAAGUAGGGAGAGGAGAAAAUAGGGAUCAAAAGCCCAAGGUUGAAGGGGGUUCAAUACAGUUUGACUUAAACAUCAAAGGUAGCAAUGACCUUGUGUCUGCAUGUGGAGAAUGGAAGCCAAUAUGAUUUCAUA
Abrus precatorius (Indian licorice) is the source of this 1245-nucleotide messenger RNA. RefSeq names its product myb family transcription factor PHL11. The record is from RefSeq and is a predicted model, not a curated record. The transcript is spliced from 7 exons. Gene Ontology annotation, molecular function: DNA binding; DNA-binding transcription factor activity. NCBI's taxonomy places the organism in Eukaryota, Viridiplantae, Streptophyta, Magnoliopsida, Fabales, Fabaceae. The coding region runs from base 498 to 1238 and encodes 246 amino acids.